AUGGACUCUCUUCCCCUCAAUAUCGUCCAAGUGCCCCCGGGCCAAGGUCAAACGCACUCCCACACUGUGGUCUUCCUACAUGGCCGCGGAGAUAGUGCUCCCAACUUUCGCAACUCGCUCCAAUACUCGCGCAACUCUCAAGGCCAAACUCUUGCUGACGCGUUUCCUUCUUUUCGAUGGGUUUUUCCUCAAGCGCCUAAAAGAAAAUGCGCCAAUCAACCCGAAGAGUGGAACCAAUGGUUCGAUGUCUGGAACGUGAGCGAUUUUAAGGAAAACGAAGAUCUGCAGGCAGCAGGACUUAAAGAAGUGGUACCAAAGAUUCGCGAUAUUCUGGCCAAGGAGGCAGGUGACUUGAACGGCAGGUGGGAUAAAGUCAUUUUGAUGGGCAUCAGUAUGGGCUCUGCAACAAGCGUGCAUACGUUAUUUAACCUGGACAUUCCAACGCCAGAACAACGGCUAGGCGCCUUUAUUGGUUUCAGCGGGCGUUGCCCAUUCGCCGGCCGAACGCUUGAUGAAAUGCGCAUGACGCUUCAAGUUGAUUCUUCUCCUAUACACAAUGAGGUUCUCAAGAAUACACCCAUGCUCUUGGAACAUUGUGUUGAUGAUCCGUUGGUAUUGGUGGAUUGGGGCAGAAAGCAGUAUGAGAUACUGAAAGAGUUCGGAGCGAACGUGGCGUGGAGGGAGUAUAAGACUGGAGGACACUGGUUCAAUUCGCCUCAUGGCAUGGAUGAUGUAGUAGAGUUUCUGAGGGCAGUACUUUAG
This is a messenger RNA of Fusarium sp. VM40, 762 nucleotides long. The record is from the annotation of a GenBank genome assembly. NCBI's taxonomy places the organism in Eukaryota, Fungi, Ascomycota, Sordariomycetes, Hypocreales, Nectriaceae.